Vanrija pseudolonga is the source of this 673-nucleotide messenger RNA. It is a transcript of the gene ppi1, whose product is annotated as Peptidyl-prolyl cis-trans isomerase. Gene Ontology annotation, molecular function: peptidyl-prolyl cis-trans isomerase activity. Gene Ontology annotation, biological process: protein peptidyl-prolyl isomerization; protein folding. The record is from RefSeq and is a predicted model, not a curated record. The transcript is spliced from 8 exons. Bases 128 to 673 code for a protein of 181 amino acids. NCBI's taxonomy places the organism in Eukaryota, Fungi, Basidiomycota, Tremellomycetes, Trichosporonales, Trichosporonaceae.
CCUAACUUUCCCUCUUCACAUUACACACUUCCUCUCUUCAACCCCAACAACCAAACAACUUUCUCCCAAUCAUCUGUCUGCUGCACACAAUCACCAUCGCCCGCACGCUCAUUUGAUCCCGCCAACCAUGUCAUUCCUUCGUCGUUUCGUCUCAACCUCUUCCACCACAGCCUCCAAGAUGUCCGCCCCCAACGCCUACUUCGACAUCAGCAUCAACAAGCAGCCCGCUGGCCGCAUCGUCUUCAAGCUCUACGACGACGUUGUCCCCAAGACUGCCGCCAACUUCCGUGCCCUCGCUACCGGCGAGAAGGGCUACGGCUACGCCGGCUCGGGAUUCCACCGUGUCAUCCCCGACUUCAUGCUCCAGGGCGGUGACUUCACCCGCCACAACGGCACUGGCGGCAAGUCGAUCUACGGCGAGAAGUUCGCCGACGAGAACUUCAAGCUCCGCCACGACCGCCCCUUCCUCCUCUCGAUGGCCAACGCCGGCCCCAACACCAACGGCUCGCAGUUCUUCAUCACCACCGUUGUCACCUCGUGGCUCGACGGCAAGCACGUCGUCUUCGGUGAGGUCGUUGAGGGCAAGGACCUCGUCCAGAAGAUCGAGUCGCUCGGCUCGCAGUCUGGCAAGACCAAGGCCGAGAUCAAGAUCGAGGCCUCGGGCACCGUCUAA